Salpingoeca rosetta is the source of this 1295-nucleotide messenger RNA. RefSeq lists its product as uncharacterized. Bases 141 to 1058 code for a protein of 305 amino acids. Lineage: Eukaryota; Choanoflagellata; Craspedida; Salpingoecidae. The transcript has 5 exons. The record is from RefSeq and is a predicted model, not a curated record. Gene Ontology annotation, molecular function: GTPase activity; GTP binding.
CACCAAUGAUGACACCACCACCAAUACACUGAACAACGCCACAACAGCGGGCAAGGAGCGAGACGACACACACACACACGACACAAGCAUCGUCAUCAACCACAAUCACCACCCCAUCCCCAUCACCGCCAACGACAACAAUGAGCGCACAGGAAGAAGACCCAAACAAGGGAGAGGACCGGGCGCUCCCAAUCAAAGUGCUUUUGCUCGGCGAGCCAGCUUGUGGAAAGACGGCGCUGAUGAAGGCGUUUGUGCACGGCCGCCAUGUUGUGGACACGUACCGUCCAACACCUGGGCUGGACUUUGCCUCAAAGACCGUGUUUCUCCCCGACGCACAGGUGUACAUGCACGUGUGGGACUUUGCGGGUGCGAGGCAAUUCCAAAGCCUGUUGAGGCCAUAUGCUCGAACCUGCUUCGCAGUGCUUCUCGUCUACGAUGUCACAGAUGAAGCGUCAUUCGAUGCGCUCGACCACUGGGCAGCGCUGGCACAGGAAGACCCAGGCACGCGGCCCCAGCUUGCGCUAGUGGGCAUGAAGAGCGACCUCGCAGACAAGCGCCAAGUGACGCGGGAGGCAGCAAAGCUGAAGGCCCUGUGUUUGGGUGCAGAGCUCUUUGAGGUGAGCGUCCACAAUCCAAACAAGGUUCGCCUGCCUUUCCACCACCUGGCACACGCUGCUUGUCAACAGCAGUUGGAAACCGAGCCAACAGCCACCGGCCAUCAAGACGACGCUCACGCAGCCGCUCGUCCUGGAAGCACAAGCGAAGAGGAUGAAGGUGCUGUUGGUUGGAUUUCCUGGUUGUACACCGGUGUGGUUGGCAGCAUCAAGGCUGUCGCUGUCACCAUGUCAAACUGCGUGUCUCCUUGGGUCUGUUCGGCGCCACAAUCCCACGACGACAGUGCAGAUGACAGUCCUUAUCAGCACCACAAUAAGAGGGAGACAACUCGGGCCAACGACGGCAGCAGCAGUCGCAGCAGCAGCCGCAACCGCAGCACAGAGCAUACACGACGUCAACACCUGCAGCCUGCUGCGAUGGAGUUGAAGGCUGUGACUAGCUAAUGAGUGUAUGGCAGAGGGAUUAGUGGGCUUUGGCUUGUUCGUAGGAGGACGUUGUUGGCGCGCUGUACAAAGACCACCACCCAUGCCAGCUGCAUUCUGUCUUGGUGUGACUAUCAUGCUGCUCAAGUGGAGGAAUGCAAUGAACGAAACUGUGUACUCAUCAUCCUCAAUGACCAACAAACAGCGCACAAGCAAGCAAACGAGCAAACAAUUUGCAAUGGGAACAACAUGCACGAG